AUGAAGAAGAGAGAUCUUCCACAGAUGGAGAAUGAGUUUGUGUUUGAAUCACUUGAUUUGGAAGAAGAAACCAGAGAAGAAAUUGAUGCUGUUGGUCUUGAAAUUGAGUUAGCUGUUGGUCUUGAAUUUGAAACAGGAGGAGUUGUUAGAGAUGCUGUUGAAGAAAUCGUUGUUCAGGUACUGAAUUUAGGUGAUUCUAUACUUGAAUCUUUUGGCGUUGAUGAGUCCCCAAAUGGAGCUGGAAGAGCAGUAAUUGAACUUGGAAGUGUGGUUGAUGGUCCAGUAGAAGGUGUAGGUGCUCCUGCCACAUGGGGAUGGUGGGUUGCAACUAGCAUUGGUGACAACUCCAUUUGGGAUCUGCUGUACAGUGAUGUUAGAUCUUCAGUCAUAUUUUCAAAAGAAGUUAUAUGUUAUUUCUUGGAUGAGUUCAGUGUAUUAGGAAAGUUACAGAUUUGGACUCAAUUCGUGCGAGGCUUGUGGAAGCUGUGUGAAGAAUACGAAUGUGAUGAAGGGUUUAAUAUUAAAGAAUGGAGGGAUCAUGAUCCUGCUGCAGCCCGUGCAAAGAGAUUAAAAGAGGCACGAGAGCAACUUGUAGAUCUGAGGGAUAAAUUGACAGAUCUUUUGAAGCAAGACUGGAAACAAUUUAGUAUUUCAGAUUAUGUGUCUCAUCUGAAUAGCUAUCCUUUCAAGCGUGAUGAAAUCUGGAGCGACGUAUCUGUCGAUUUGAACAUACUAAAGGAACUGCGAGAUAAAUUGGAAUACAAAUCUGCUGAGGCCGAAAAAAAUCACUACAAAGAGCAGUACACAUUUCUCCACGCUAUCCAAAAAAGAGCUAUGAUGCUUUGUAAGCUUGACCUUGCCUUACAGAAUCAUCACCGUACCAUCACUCCAGAUAUGAUUCGUUGUUUUCGGCAGAUACUGGAGGGUGUGUAUUUGAAAUAUAUGCUGGAGUUCGCCGACCGUAAGGAAGAAGUAUUGUCAAAGGGACGAGCUAAAAAAUAUGGCGAAGAGGUUCAGAUUCCGGAAUUUAAAGGCGACGAAAUAGAAUUUGACAACCCAAAGCUCGUUAUAGAUCAGUUCAAGGGUUAUGAGGAAAAAGUAAAUGAAGCCUCAAGUGAGAUAAAGAUUGGUGACAAUUUACAUAUUUACAUUGACUCCCUGCGAGUAUUGGAAUCUGUUAAGUGUGUAUUGUUACAACUGGAGCGUAUGUGUUUAUUGAAACCUGAUGAUGACAUCAAGGUAGUCGAGGAAUGCCAAGAAAUCCACCGCUCAAUUCAACCAGACAGAUAGUGCGAAGUUACUUCAAGAAAAGCCAAAAUGUUGCUCAGAAACCGAUCAAAGCAACACAAAGUGGCAAAACAUCUAACAGAUUUAAGGAGGUGAAGUGAACUCUGCUGUCUUGUUUAUUCUUUAACAGGCUUCGGCUAUUGUUUGAUAAUAGUCUGGAACCUAGGAUUGUUUCUGGAACCUUGGAUUUUUAGACUCUUCUUGCUGUUCUCAGCAUUGUUUAUAGCAUAUAUCAAGUUGGAACAAAAGGUAAAUAUAUGGCUGCAUCUGCAGCUACUUGUCAAGCAAUUUGGGUACGUCGUGUAAUGGCAGACUUGCACCAAACUCAAGUUGUAUGGUCAGAGAUUUAUUGUGGCAACAAAGCUACAAUUUUGAUGGCGAAGAAUCCAUCAUGUUUAUAUUGUAUAUCAAGUUCAGUGCUGCUAUAAUUUGCCAAUCUUUAGUUAUAGAUUUAGACAGACAGUAUCCAUCAGAUUAUCUCUCUCUUUUUGCUUUGGAGCUGAAUGCUUUUUAAAAAUGUAAUAGUUUGGCGGGUAGGCUUGCGAAGUUUAUGCUUAGAUGCAGCCAUACGUCUCUUUGUUCAA
Messenger RNA from Papaver somniferum (opium poppy), 1871 nucleotides. RefSeq lists its product as uncharacterized. The record is from RefSeq and is a predicted model, not a curated record. The coding region runs from base 1 to 1290 and encodes 429 amino acids. NCBI's taxonomy places the organism in Eukaryota, Viridiplantae, Streptophyta, Magnoliopsida, Ranunculales, Papaveraceae. The transcript is spliced from 14 exons.